CUCCAAUAAUUUGCGGUAAGAAAUUGUGUUCUAUUUUUGGUUAACACUCAACAUCACUAGACUAGAGUUGGUCUUGAUUGGGCCGGUUAUCGAUAAGUGAGGCCCAAAAGAGAAAAUAGUGUCUUGAGCCCAUUAACCCAAUAGGAUGGUUAAUUCUGGCCCAACCCGAUUAACGUAUAUAACACCGUCGUUGAAACGGUGCUGGCGAUUUUGAUUUUAGGGUUUCUGCAGGAGUUGUUAAUUAUCACUUCCUAACAGCGCGUGGAUCAACGAAAUGGCGAGGAUUAAGGUGUAUGAGCUGAGGAACAAAACCAAGGCGGAUUUGUUGAACCAGUUGAAAGAUCUGAAGGCGGAACUCGCUUUGCUACGAGUGGCGAAAGUCACCGGCGGUGCGCCUAACAAGCUCUCCAAAAUAAAAGUUGUGAGGCUUUCAAUAGCACAAGUGUUGACAGUGAUUUCACAGAAGCAGAAAGCUGCACUCAGAGAGGUUUAUAAGAAUAAGAAGUAUUUGCCACUUGACCUACGUCCUAAGAAGACCCGUGCCAUUCGAAGACGCCUUACCAAACACCAGGCAUCAUUGAAGACAGAACGAGAGAAGAAGAAGGAGAUAUACUUUCCAUUAAGAAAGUAUGCAAUCAAAGCUUAGGCUAGGAUUGCUUUCUAGCUUCCGGUUGUAGACCAGUUAUUUGAAUUAUUGAAACUUAAAUGUUGCUUAAUUUGUUUGUCUCUAUAUCUGCAUGCCAAUUUUUGUACUAGCAACUUUUCUUGUUUUUAUUAUAGUUUCUGUAUACACCUAAUCUAUCUUAAGAGCUUCCAAGGUUUAUGACAAAAUUUGAUUUUGGAGAAUUUCUAGUUGAUAAUGAGUUAUCAAUGA
Molecule: messenger RNA, 874 nt
Organism: Cicer arietinum (chickpea)
Lineage: Eukaryota; Viridiplantae; Streptophyta; Magnoliopsida; Fabales; Fabaceae
Product: large ribosomal subunit protein uL29-like
Biological process (GO): translation; maturation of LSU-rRNA from tricistronic rRNA transcript (SSU-rRNA, 5.8S rRNA, LSU-rRNA)
Cellular component (GO): ribosome; cytosolic large ribosomal subunit
Molecular function (GO): structural constituent of ribosome; mRNA binding
Source: RefSeq, a predicted model, not a curated record